UUCAGGAAGUUCUCCAGUGGAGCUGUUGUUCUCGUGUUAUUCCGUGCAGCUUCUACAGGACUUGUCUAACAUCUCAUCACUAAUUACUCAGAAGGGUCAGACAUGGGCGAGAGGAACACGGCACCACUUUGUCUUCUGAACCGAGUUUGAUCUUCUCUCUGUCCCACCAGCAGUAUUUAGUUAUGAUGUGUGUCCGCAGCUUACCGCUGGUGUGUCUCUGGUUUUGGAGCUCACAGUCACUUUAUCGAGUCCCUCUGAAGAUGUUUAGUGGAAAGUUGGACUCGUCUGUGCUUCUGGAGCUCAGUUCCUUAAAGAGGAACCAGAGCGCGUCUGCAGACGGGUUGUCUUUCGCAUUAGACCCAGCUGGAAACGUGAACUUCUUAAACAUGGUGGACAAUUUAGAAGGGGACUCUGGUCGGGGUUAUUACUUACAGAUGGACAUCGGGACACCAGGACAGACACUGAAUAUACUGGUGGACACUGGGAGCAGUAACUUUGCUGUAGCUGCUGCACCACAUGCCUACGUUUCAGCAUACUUCAACAGAGCUGUCUCCAGUACUUAUAGAACAACUGGCAGGUCUGUGUCAGUCAGAUACACUCAGGGUGACUGGCAGGGAGAUCUGGGCUCCGACUUCAUCACAAUCCCUCAAGGCCCCAACGGCACCAUCUUGAUCAACAUCGCUGCUAUCUUAACCUCAGACGGCUUCUUCCUCCCUGGCAUCAAGUGGCAGGGCAUCCUAGGACUGGCAUACCCCUUACUAGCUCGGCCAGACUCAUCUGUGGAGCCCUUUUUUGACUCUCUAGUGAAGCAGAUCGGCAUCCCAGAUGUUUUCUCUCUCCAGAUGUGUGGAGCGGGAUUCUCCACCAGCACUGCCACAAAACCAGCAGAUGGGAGUUUGAUCAUGGGAGGACUCGAACCAACACUGUACCUUGGCUCAAUGUGGUAUACUCCCAUCCUGCAGGAGUGGUACUACCAAGUUGAGGUCUUGAAGCUAGAAGUUGGAGGUGAGAAUCUGAACCUGGACUGCAGGGAGUAUAAUUCAGAUAAAGCCAUUGUGGACAGCGGGACAACGUUACUGCGUCUUCCUGAGAAAGUGUUUGACGCUGUCGUGGAGGCCAUCAUACAUAUGUCAAUAAUCCAAGACUUCUCCUCUGGGUUCUUCUCUGGGACCAAGCUGGCUUGCUGGGUGAAAGGCGAGUCACCGUGGGGAUUCUUCCCUAAAAUCUCAGUCUACCUCAGAGCAACCAACACUAGCCAGUCAUUUCGCCUCACAAUCCUUCCACAGCUCUACAUCCAGCUGGUCACAGACAUUGACGGUUCACUUAACUGCUUCCGAUUCGGCAUCUCGUCCUCCACCAAUGGGCUGGUGAUCGGCGCAACAGUCAUGGAAGGCUUCUAUGUGGCUUUUGACCGCGCCCACAAGCGAGUGGGUUUCGCCGUAAGCACGUGUGCUGAAAGCGACGGUGUCCCUGUGGCGGAGAUAACUGGCCCGUUCCUAGCUGAGGGUGUGGCGGCAGGUUGUGUAGGCAGCCUCCAGGAGCCUUUAAUGUGGCUGGUGGCCUAUGCACUGAUGGUGCUGUGUGCCCUGGUACUGCUCAUCCUCCUGGCACUGAUUGUUUUGCCAUCCAUACGGAGGCGACGGGACGGAGAGAUCACAGAUGAGUCCUCACUAGUACGCAAUCGCAUCAAAUGAUGCUGUGCCUAAAAAUAGGAGUGUUCGUCAUUCCUUGGGCUGGGGGACACACGUGAGGGAGACUUUCCUCUGACUGAAAUCGGGUUCCUGUUGAUUGUUUAGUGUUAGAAAUUUGAGUUCAUUUGAAGACUCUUGCGGUUACUACUGAAAUGAGGUUGGGAUUCUGGUACUUCUAUUAAAAUGUUUUUUUUUUUUUGUUUUUUUUUUUGUUAAUUAUUAAAAUGAAAAGAUAAAAUAAUUUGCUACUAAUAUUUUCCCACUGGUUCUAAAUACAUUUUACACGAUGGUGCAGCAUCACAGCUCCAUGGUCCACGGUUCCACUUACUGUUUUGCCUCAAGUCCAUAUGGGUUCCCUUUCACUUCUCAAACAUGCCAGUGGAUUAAAGACUAAACUGCACCAAGAGUUUCAGGAGUGAGUGCAUGGUGUCCAGCGGUGGACUGGUAUACAGGUGUAUCCUCCUCUUCACACACAGCGUUCCCAGGAUCGGCUCCGGAUCCGCUGCAACUCCGACCGGGAUGUAAAGCACUUGAUGAACGAAACAAACUGCAGGAAAUCGUGUGCACAUUGCAUUCUAAAAUGUUUAACAGGAAGUUAAAUCGUCUCAGUUUUAGUGAUUAUUUAAAUAAUAAUGCAUUUGUUUUUAGUUGUUUAUGUUAGUUGUAUACACAAUUUACAUUUGUGUAUAUUUCACGAUAAAAAUCAACACAUAGGAAGCAUUAAUAGGUGGAACAACUAAGUGGAAAUAAUUACAAGAUGAACUGAUGCCAAAGAAGCUGAUAUGAACUCCGACACUUAAUUAUUGAUGUGUUAAUGAUGUUACUGAGAUUUUUAUCUUCUGUACAAUACAGUAUUUUUUUUAAUUAUUAUUACAUGAAUAAUUGAUUGUCUGAUGAUGAAUGGACUAAAAUCUAUAACAUGGACAUUCUGAACAAUCACAUACUAUAUAAAUACUGCACACAAACACUGUACAGUGCCAGAUGAAAAUUCCAUUGUUUUUGUUUUUCUACUCAAAAUGUUCAUUAAACACUGAAUAAGA
Tachysurus vachellii is the source of this 2731-nucleotide messenger RNA. RefSeq names its product beta-secretase 2 (gene bace2). The record is from RefSeq and is a predicted model, not a curated record. Gene Ontology annotation, cellular component: endosome; trans-Golgi network; membrane. NCBI's taxonomy places the organism in Eukaryota, Metazoa, Chordata, Actinopteri, Siluriformes, Bagridae. The transcript is spliced from 9 exons. Bases 183 to 1694 code for a protein of 503 amino acids. Gene Ontology annotation, biological process: membrane protein ectodomain proteolysis; amyloid-beta metabolic process. Gene Ontology annotation, molecular function: aspartic-type endopeptidase activity.